AUGACAGUGGGAGACUUGUUCAGCCGAGUGAUGGGCCCGAAACGAAUCGGCCUCAGUACGGUGGAUGCCAUUCUACGUGUUAUCAAAGGGGCAGACAUAGCCGGACUAAAUAAGAGGAGAAGAGACCGAUUUUGCUCAGUAGACACCCUUGACGUGAAGAACGUCAAUUGGGCAGCGAUUGCGUCGUCGCUCAUUCAUAUGAGGAUUCUGGUAUAUAUCUAUAGGAUGGCCGAAUGUAACUUCCGUAAACGCCAACUACAGUAUAUGACCGGCGAGGGACUGGAAACACGCCACAAGCCACCAGUAUGCAGCCACGAAGCUUCAGCACCUGACAACCAGAGGGCCAUCUAUGGUAACCCGCGCUGCUUGGUAACCAUCCCGAUCGGUAGCGACGCCCGACGAGUUCACGAAGGCGAACGAUCGUGUCCGCCACAAUGGGAGAGCAACGACCUAUACUCGCGGUUCAAGGCCGGACAAAGGCGGCUUCCUGUUGCUGGCUCACUUCGAUUAGUACUACGAAACUGUGAAAGAUUCACGGAAGGAAAAUCCCGGUUGCCGGCCGGAAUUGGACCGACAGAGUUGUUGGUCAGCAGUAUCGUCAUCAUCGCCGUAGAUCCGCCAGUUCCAACAGCGACAACCAGGGCUUGGCCCUUAAAGGUACCGUCGGACAAGGAAGAAUCGAGAAGUUCUAGAUUUCGAAAAGGUACAGAGGAAUCGAAACCCCAAGAACAACAGUUGGUAUCAGCUCCUCAAGUGACGAACCUGGCAGCUACAGAUCUUGUGUCCUCUUAUGCUGCGCCUCAACGCUCGUCGCAGGUUCUCUUGGCCACAGCAGUAGUUAUUUUAGAAGAUGAUUAUGGUAAUCAAUAUCCAGCAAGAGCUCUUCUAGAUUCUGGCUCGGAGAGCAAUCUGCUUACGGAGCGAAUGAGCCAACGGUUGAAAACCACAAGAGAAAGGGUAGAAAUCUGCGUAAUAGGAAUAGGUCAGGCAGCAACAAAGGUCAAGCAGAGAAUUCAUGCCACGGUUCGAUCACGAAUUUCAGAGUUUUCGCGAGCUAUGAGCUUCCUUGUCCUACCCAAGGUGACGGUUAAUUUGCCCACAACAACAGUACAAACAAAGGGCUGGAGAUUUCCAGAAGGUAUUCAGUUGGCGGACCCUUCAUUCUCGGUGUCUAGUGAGGUGGACAUUGUUUUAGGAAUCGAAUCAUUCUUCGAUUUCUUCCAUACUGGAGAAAAGAUCGAUUUGGGCGAUCAACUUCCUUCUCUGAAUCAUUCAGUGUUUGGUUGGGUAGUCUGUGGAGGUUUGCCGAUCCCACGGCAAGCCAUACAAGUAAUCUCGAAUGCUUCGAUUACUGAAGAUCCUCUGGAAGCCAUGAUGGCUCGAUUUUGGUCCUGUGAGGAGGUCGAGUCAACCAAUUUCCUUUCACCAGAAGAAGCCAGAUGCGAGAGCUUAUUCUCGAAAACUGUGAAACGUGAGUCCGACGGAAGAUACACAGUUUCUCUACCUCGAAACGAUAGUAUCAUUGAACGAUUAGGUGAAUCGCAGGAGAUCGCUAUGCGGCGAUUUCAGGCAACGGAACGGAGACUUUCUAGGGACGAAAACCUCAGGAAGCAAUACGAAGAGUUCAUGGAGGAAUACGUUCGUUUGGGUCACAUGCAAAAGAUAGUUGAGUUGGAAGAUGAGUCAUGUCAGAAAUCAGGUAAACAGUCAGUCAAGCGUUGUUUUUUGCCACACCAUCCCGUUGUUAAAGAAGCGAGUACUACUACAAAGGUCAGGGUCGUUUUUGACGCCUCUUGUAAAACUUCAACUGGAGUAUCGUUAAACGAUGGACUCUUGAAUGGCCCUGUUAUUCAGGAUGACUUACGCUCGAUUAUCCUCCGUUGUCGAACCAAACAGGUUAUGGUUGUUGCCGACAUUGAGAAAAUGUUCAGGCAAAUCAAUAUCGCUGAAGAUGAUCGUCCUUUCCAAUCCAUUUUGUGGCGGUCAUCUCCCAAGGAAAAAAUAUCGAUCUAUGAACUGCGAACAGUCACCUACGGAACCAAACCAGCUCCAUUUCUAGCCACUAGAACUCUGCAACAGUUGGCCACUGAUGGAAAAGGGGAUUUUCCGCUUGCAGCAAGCGCUGUUUUGAAUGACACCUACAUGGAUGAUGUCAUCACAGGGUCGGAUACCGUUGAAGAAGCGAGUGAGCUGCAAGUUCAGCUUGAUGCGUUGAUGAGUUCUGGUGGGUUUCGUUUGAGAAAAUACGCCUCAAACAGCCCUGAUGUGUUGAAGAACGUUUCUGAAGACAAUUUGGCCAUCAAAUGUCCGGAAGGUAUAAACCUGGAUCCUGAUCCAUCGGUCAAGACUUUAGGUUUGACAUGGAUGCCCACAUCAGAUGUUUUCAGCUUUCAAUUCAGUAUUCCGGCCAUUGAAUCUAUUGAACCAUUAACUAAAAGGCGAAUACUGUCCGUUAUUGCUAUGCUUUUCGAUCCCCUGGGGCUCAUUGGAGCCGUAAUUGCUACUGCUAAGAUUUUCAUGCAGAAAAUUUGGAUGUUAAGGGAUGCUAAAGAUCAACGACUGGACUGGGAUGAACCAGUACCGUUGAUGAUUGAUGAAGCUUGGAGAAAAUACCACCAGCAACUCAGUUCGCUCAAUGAGAUCCGAAUAGACCGAUGCGUUAUCAUUGUCAACCCUGUUCUGCUGGAGAUUCACUCCCCGUUGAAGUCGCAAAGUAUUCCUCGGUUAGAGUUGUGUGGAGCAUUGCUUGGGGCUCAGCUGGUAGCCACUGUGAAAAAGGCCCUCAAAGGCGAAGUCUCAACAUUCUUUUGGACCGACUCUACAUGUAUUCUACGUUGGCUUUCCUCUACGCCGUCAACCUGGACUACUUUCGUGGCCAAUAGGGUGAGCAAAAUUCAAACCAUGACCGAAGGGUGUCAAUGGAACCAUGUAGCAGGAAAGCAGAACCCUGCGGACUUAAUCUCUCGUGGUAUUCUACCCGAAGAGAUUCUAGACAACGAGUUUUGGUGGAAUGGUCCACAUUGGUUAGCGGAAAGUAUGGAAAGCUGGCCUAUCGCCUCGGUCAGCACAUUUGAAGAAGAAGGCGAAGACGAAAGGAGGCACAAAAAGGUAGCUGCAAGCACCUCUGUUAGUCGUGAGUUCAACAAUUGGUAUAUUUCCCACUUUUCCGACUAUACGAAACUUAUCCGUUCCACUGCUAUUUGGAUUCGCUUGAUUCGAGUUCUUCGAAAGUCAAAAGAAGGUCCAAUUUCUGGGUUUCUAAAAGCGGCAGAGUUGUCAGAGGCAGAAAUGGUUAUGGUACGCUUAGUUCAGCGAGAAUGCUUCCAGGAUGAGCUAAAGUCAUGCUCAAAGGGCGAAGCUGUUCCCAGAAAAUCACCAUUGCGUUGGUUCAACCCUUUUAUUCAGAAUGGCAUCAUUAAGGUCGGCGGAAGGCUGAUGCAUUCUCAGGAAUCCGAAGAUUUAAAACACCCCAUGGUUCUACCCGCGAAUCAUAAUUUCACCAAGCUACUUUUGAAUCAUACCACAAAAAAUUGCUGCACGCUGGACCUCAGCUAA
Uranotaenia lowii is the source of this 3555-nucleotide messenger RNA. RefSeq lists its product as uncharacterized. The coding region runs from base 1 to 3555 and encodes 1184 amino acids. The record is from RefSeq and is a predicted model, not a curated record. Lineage: Eukaryota; Metazoa; Arthropoda; Insecta; Diptera; Culicidae. The transcript has 6 exons.